Phytomonas sp. Hart1 is the source of this 733-nucleotide messenger RNA. The record is from the annotation of a GenBank genome assembly. Lineage: Eukaryota; Euglenozoa; Kinetoplastea; Trypanosomatida; Trypanosomatidae.
UUAUUUGCAAAUUUGUUGUAUUGUGAUUUUUUGGUUGUACUACAUAUAUUUUUUACAAUUACACCUCCUUUACGAGUCAAAUGGACCCAACACUAGCAAUUUCCUCGCCAUUUUACAACGAACAUAGGGCCACUAAUGGUACCUUAGACAAUGUAAUUGCCCAAAUUGCUGGUAAGGGGGAUGAUGAAGCCAAUAGUCAUGGUAUUGCUGGUCAAGAGGGGAGAUAUUUAGCUGCGUGUACAGCAUCAACGCUCAAUAGCCAUCUCUGUAGCUUUUGCAGCAAUCGCUCCACCACAGCCUUUCUACCUAUGGAUGGAAUUUAUCGCUGUUCUGAAUGUGUGGAUGGGCAGCGAACCGUAAGCUAUCCGCGCCGCUUUCCUAUAGGCACGUUUAGGUGUUGUCCUACUUCGCAAGAAGAAGGCGACAGCGGAGUGGUGCGUUGCAUUGUGUGCCACAAUUGGUACCACUUGAAUUGUGUUGGCAUAAACGAAAAGGUGCUACAGAAUUAUGUGAGGUUAUCAACGACGCGAUGGUACUGCCCUGAGCCGGCCUGCUGCAAAAAAGCUUUAAAAAAAGGACUAAAAAAACAAAGGAGUGAUAAACAAGCAAAUACUUCUUUGACAUAAUCCAAAUAUAUAUUCAUCAGCGAAUGUUUUUUUGCUGCAUUAUAGUCUUUCAGAUUAGAUGAAUAAAUAGAUCGUUCAACCGAUAUGCUUGGCAUUUAUUUUCUCAU